Myripristis murdjan (pinecone soldierfish) is the source of this 2871-nucleotide messenger RNA. RefSeq names its product coenzyme Q8A, genome duplicate b (gene coq8ab). The record is from RefSeq and is a predicted model, not a curated record. The transcript has 15 exons. Bases 339 to 2144 code for a protein of 601 amino acids. Gene Ontology annotation, biological process: ubiquinone biosynthetic process. Lineage: Eukaryota; Metazoa; Chordata; Actinopteri; Holocentriformes; Holocentridae.
GCGUCACCCUCGCGGCGCAGCGACUGACAGCGCGUCCAGCCACUCGGGACUUUUGUUGAUAUUCCCAGAUGUCGCUGAACUUUGCUUCAUUGGUCCGUGUUUAUUAAACGGGCCACGGGUCGAGUCGGGGAAAUUUGCAUGUCCUUCACUCCGCUCGCCCCUCGCGCUACAAGAGUUUGCAAGAAAGUGUGUCAAGUCAGAUCAAGGUGAACGUGCUGCAGCCCCAGCAUGCGUGAGCCCACUGUUACUGUGUCUGCAGCCCGCAGAUGAGGAAACCACCCUGCGUGUGAGCUCUGCUGUGUUUACUGCUGUUUGGGGGGUCUGUAUUGGAUAACAGGAUGACAGGUGACGCGGUGGUGUGGAGGGGGCUGGCCUGGAUGAAGCAGGUGGCCAGCAGGGGCCAAACAAGUGGCCUGCACUGCAUCAGAAGUCAGGGGCUAGUAAACUUCCAUCACGCCACCAGCUCAGCAAGGGAGGCAUUCAGGGAACAGCGUGACGUCUGCGUCCACAGAGCCACCGCGGCGCCUUUUCACACAUACUCGACUCUCGGGCCGUGUUUCAGCCCCUCUGACAGUAUGAACGCCGGACGGGGGACGUGCGUCGGACGACCGAGCACCAAGCGGCUCACGUACCAGAGGAACUGGUCGAGUCGAUUUUUCUCUGGACACACGAGGUUAUUUAACCAGGACAAUUCCACAGUGGGGAGGCUGACGUCAGAGGACAUUGAUAAAGCGAGAAACAGCAAGAAAACGGACUCCAAGCAGCAUAAACAAAUGCUCAGCGAGCGAGCCAGAGAGCGGAAGGUGCCUGUCACACGGUUAGGGAGGCUGGUGAACUUUGGAGGUCUUGCCGUUGGACUCGGCAUCGGGGCAAUCGCUGAAGUGGCCAAGAAGAGUUUAAAGCCCCAGCAGCAAAGUGGAGAUAAAAAAGCCAUACUGGACUCAAGUGCCUUCCUCUCAGAGGCCAACGCUGAGAGAAUCGUCCGGACGCUGUGCAAGGUCCGAGGCGCUGCGCUCAAACUCGGGCAGAUGCUCAGCAUUCAAGAUGAUGCAUUUAUCAACCCUCAGCUGGCCAAAAUCUUUGAGCGUGUUCGACAGAGCGCGGACUUUAUGCCCACCAAGCAGAUGAUGAAAGCCAUCAGCAGCGACCUCGGCCCGAACUGGAGGGACAAGCUGGAGUACUUUGAGGAGAAGCCGUUCGCCGCUGCGUCCAUCGGUCAGGUGCACUUGGCGAAGAUGAAGGAUGGCCGAGAGGUAGCCAUGAAGAUUCAGUACCCCGGAGUCGCCAAGAGUAUCAACAGUGACGUGAAUAAUAUCAUGGCUGUCCUGAGCUUAAGCAAUGCGCUGCCUGAAGGUCUGUUUCCCGAGCAUCUGAUAGAGGUUAUGAGCCGUGAGCUGGCGCUGGAGUGCGAUUACAUAAGAGAGGCCAAAUGUGCCAAAAAAUUCCAAGAGCUGCUGAGGGAUCACCCUUACUUCUAUGUGCCCGAUGUGAUUGACGAGCUGAGCAGCCAGCACGUCCUCACCACAGUGCUGGUGCCCGGUUUCCCCCUGGACCAGGCCAACGACCUCUCCCAGGAGCUCAGGAACGAGAUUUGUGAGCAAAUAUUGAUUUUAUGCUUGAGGGAGCUUUUUGAGUUCAGGUACAUGCAGACAGAUCCGAACUGGUCCAACUUCUUCUUUGAUCCACAAACUCACAAGGUUGCACUAUUAGAUUUUGGAGCCACACGGGGAUUUGAUAAGAGUUUUACUGAUACUUAUAUUGAGGUUAUCAAGGCAGCUUCUGAGCAGGACAGAGAGGGCGUGCUGCAGAGGUCCAGAGACAUGAAGUUCCUCACGGGCUACGAGACAAAGGCGAUGGAGAACGCCCACGUGGAUGCAGUGAUGAUCCUCGGAGAAGCCUUUUCCUCCGAGGAGCCCUUUGACUUCGGAGCGCAGAGCACCACCGAGCGCAUCCACAGCCUCAUCCCGGUGAUGCUGAGGGAGCGCCUCACCCCGCCUCCGGAGGAAACCUACUCGCUCCACCGCAAGAUGGGCGGCUCCUUCCUCAUCUGCUCCAAGCUCGGGGCUAAAAUUCCCUGUAAGAACAUGUUCCAGGAGGCCUACGCCAAAUACUGGAAGGACCGCAAACCAGAGGCGAGCCGCUAGAGACGGCCACCUUGUGAGAGCAGAGGGGUUUCUCAGAAGAAUGAUGAAGGAACAGUUUACCCAAAAUACAACAGAAAACAACAUUUACCACUGGUGCAGGACAGUUUCCACGUGACUUGGCAGCCAAAUCGCACAGAAACUGCAGUAAGAGGAAGUAGGGGAAAAAAAUUUACUUGUAUUUUGGGUGAAUUGUUUCUUUAACCCCAGGAUCUUCUAGCAUCCUCAUUGGUUAACAAUUGAACAGACAUUUUUAUUUGAUGUCAAAUGCCUUGGUCAGAUACAGUUAAAAAGACCGCUGGUCCAUUGAUUAUGGGAAUUUAUCAUGCAAGUGAGUCAUUUAUCAGGGUUUACUGGAUCAUUAAGUGAACAGUCAGAUUUUUUUAUGAACAAAUAGAAAGCUCCUCCAGGGGGAAAAAAAUGUCUGCCAGUUAAGAACAGUGUCAUAUUUGUGUGCCUUAUAUUCCCUCGCUCUUAUAAGCUCCAGUACUCCCAUCAUGACGACAAAUACUGGACACACUCAACAGAACGACAUUAUUUUUUUUUUUGUCUUUUUUUUUUUCAUUACUGUGUGACUUUGUAUGUUUUGUCGGAAUGAAUUCGUGAGUACAUCCCGUCUGUCGUUAGCCUAUAGUUGUAAAUACCGACGUGCCUGUACGGUUUGAGGAACUGUAUCCCAUCUGAUGGUGAUUGUCAUUUGAAAUAAAUUGACCGUGAUGCUGCAACAACA